This is a messenger RNA of Musa acuminata AAA Group (dessert banana), 3011 nucleotides long. Its product is annotated as exocyst complex component SEC6-like. The record is from RefSeq and is a predicted model, not a curated record. Bases 1106 to 1591 code for a protein of 161 amino acids. Gene Ontology annotation, biological process: exocytosis; exocyst localization. The transcript has 9 exons. Gene Ontology annotation, cellular component: exocyst. Gene Ontology annotation, molecular function: SNARE binding. NCBI's taxonomy places the organism in Eukaryota, Viridiplantae, Streptophyta, Magnoliopsida, Zingiberales, Musaceae.
UACUGAAGGUCUUUUUGGAAUUCCAAUUGCCGUUCGAUCCAGGACAACUACCUCUCCAGGUAUUAAUAAUUUGAUAUAAUUAAUUUCAUAUAUAUUAUGUUACUAUGUUAUUGCUAAUAAUAACAUAAAUUUUACAGCUGAAUGGUGGAGUCUAUUUGGAAAUUCCACCCCGAACUUACAGAAAUUUACUGUCAAAGUACUUAGUUUGACAUGUAGUGCUUCGGGUUGUGAGCGAAACUGGAGUGUCUUUGAGCAUAUUCACUCGAAGAGAAGAAAUUGGUUAGAACAUCAACGAUUGCACGAUCUUGUUUACAUAAAGUAUAAUCAAGCUUUGAAGACUCGUCAUGAUUUGAAAAAUAGAUUUGAUUCAAUCUCAUUGCAAGAUAUUGAUGAUUCAAAUGAGUAGUUAGUAGGAGAAAUGAGUGCUAACUUGUAAGAUGCUGAAGACGAGCUUGUAUUUGAAGAUGAUAGAUUGACGUGGGGAGAUGUGGCAAGAGCUUCAGGUGCUGGAGAAUUACAAAUGUAAUAUCCCAUUAGUCCCACAUCGGAAGUGGGGAAUGUGUAUGAUUAGCUUAUAAGGGCCUGAUCAGUGUACUAUGAUAAACUCCCACUUAAGCAUUUUGGUCCGCUAGGUUAUGUCGGGCCUUGACGAGGACGUCAAGCUAGGCUCCUGCUAUUGUUGAAGACAUAGAGAAUGAAACAUAUCUUGAUGAAGAGGAAGGAAUCGAAGAACAAGAGGAAGAAGACGAAUUCAAUGAAGAUGAUUUGUGUGAAAAUGACGAUAAUAUUGAUUAUGAUAAUAUUUUUAUAUUUUAGCGCCUCGCUUCGCUCGGGCGAGCGCCUAGCGCCUCGGGCGUUUUUGGACCUUGGCGCCUUUUGACGCCUAGCGCUUUUUAAAUCACUGGUUUAAAUAUUUUCAAUUUUAGAAAAGGUGCAAAUUCAACAGUUGCUUCCAAAAAUAUGGUGGUUAAAGAGUCACGGAAAAGGUUAAGACAAGUGCUAUGAGCAUAUCAGGAAAGCUGUUGAGGCAAGGUUCAACAAGUUGUUGACUGAGAUGAAUUUGAAGAUCUAAAAUCUGCCCUAGAGGAAGCUAAAAUGAUUGGCGAUGAGCUUGCUGAUAUUUAUGAUUAUGUGGCCCCUUGUUUUCCACCAAGAUUGGUAUGAGGGCCUGGGAACCGAGUAUUUGAUUGCGACAUUUGGUGAUUAUUUCAGAGACAUCAAAAUGUAUAUUGAAGACAGAUCAUUCAGGAGAUUUGUUGAAUCUUGCCUGGAAGAAACAAUAGUGGUUUAUGUUGAUCAUCUGCUUACACAGAGAAACUGUAUUAGGGAAGAAACUAUUGAGAGGAUGAGACUAGAUGAAGAGGUACUAUUGGAUUUUUUCAGGGAGCACCUUAGUUUAAGAAAAGUUGAAAACAGAGUCAGGAUUCUGAGUGACCUAAGGGAGCUUGGUUCAGCUGAGUGCUUGGACAGUUUUACCCUUAUUUACACAAACAUUCUUGAACAUCAAGCAGAUUGCCCACCUGAAGUUGUUGAGAAACUUGUUGCAUUGCGGGAGGGCAUACAAAGAAAGGAAGCCAAGGAGGUAAAAUAGUCAUAUCAUAUUCCAUCAGUACAGCUGCUGUUUUUCAUGGCUUUUAAACAUUUUAUUGUUUAACAGCCAAAAACGUCUAUAUUUCACCUAAGCAUACUGCAUAUGAUAUUGCAAACCACAUUGAAAUAUGUUCUUCAUGAGUGAGGUAGGUAUUGUAGGGGUAGAGUUUGCUAUCAACCGAUGGUUUGUCUUAACAUCUACAUGGCAGUUAGUUAGCCAUCAUUACAAUUCAAAGCUUAAGUUGUUGAAGUUACGGGCCACUCUAAUAUAUGCAAUACCCUAUUAUCACUAAGCAAUGUGGGACGAAUCAUUUGGCUUUCUCAAUUGAUAUUAUGCUUCCUAUUAUAGCACAGUCUAUUUGUCCUGGCCGUCCAUCAUGUUGCAGCCUAUCUUGACCAAACUUGCAUUCUAGCUCAGUUAUUCUACAUCAUCUUGGUCAUCUGGCUCUUUUAUAAUAUUAUAUCAUUGGUUUGGGUUGAGAUGUUUGGCUAGAUGCUGUUACUCAGAACUUGGAUUAGUCAUGUUGGAUCAUGUUAUUGGGAACAUUUAGUAUUAUUAAUCGAGUCAACGAGGACAUCAAAUCAUCACAAAUUGGUAUGAAGUUGGCCAGUGGACCUCAAAUAGGAAAAGACUACUUGUAGGACAGUAAGCGGCACACACAAACACUAGCAAGGACAUUAGGUAUUUUAGUAGCAUGAGUUUAUCUUUACCUGAUUGCUCAUUGUCCUAGUAAAGUUUAACCGAAUGGACCUUAAGCUUAAUUCGCCGGUGUUUACUGUGUGGCUUUGGUUUUAACUUGUAACCUUUUACAAGCCAAUUGUUUGAGGAGUCGAGAUGGGUUGGUUUCAAUAAGGGCAAAGAAAUAUACCAAAAUUCACUAGUGGACGGCAAUCCUCCAAAAGGCAGGAUUUGUCUUCGGUAAAGUCAAAGUGUCUUGCUGUCCUGAAAGGCUCACUGUGGAGGAAGCUCGGUCAGUAGCAAACCCUCGCAAGGGCUCUUUCGUCAUCUGCCGUUUCCUGAAGCUCGGGAAUGCUCCGCCCCUUUAUGCUUGUAUUCAUUACCCAAGUCUCUGUUGUUCUGUUAUAGAUUUUUAUUCUUUUCUUUCGAGUAAUUUUGCAUCUACUUUGCAAUGAUUUUAGUUUGUAAGUAGGGAGGUCUACUCGAUUGUAAAUUAAAGCAAAAGGCAAAGGUUUUAGACACAACAUGCGGCAUCCCUUGAUUGGUCACCUUCAUUUCCCUGAUCUUCAUUUUAGGAGUAAAUUAGCUGUGAGCAUACUUCGAGUACAUGCCCGAAUUGAGCAAACGAAGUGGCUGCUAUUGAACUUGGUAGCUAGUUGUGUGAUGUCUUACACAUGCUAUGUAGGAUUUGGAAUAGUAGAAAUGAACCUUUUUUUUAUUGUAUCAAUUUUUUGUAUGUCUU